Messenger RNA from Cucurbita maxima (winter squash), 2344 nucleotides. RefSeq names its product interactor of constitutive active ROPs 3-like. The record is from RefSeq and is a predicted model, not a curated record. The coding region runs from base 342 to 2150 and encodes 602 amino acids. The transcript is spliced from 4 exons. NCBI's taxonomy places the organism in Eukaryota, Viridiplantae, Streptophyta, Magnoliopsida, Cucurbitales, Cucurbitaceae.
UUGAAGGCGAAAGGAACUGAUUUUGAGCUGACCAGCAUCAUAGUGGAAGAGUGGAAGUUGGAAUUUAUUGGGCGGAAACGACAAGCCGCUAUAGUGCUAGUCCACACAACCAAGCGUUAAGAACAAAGGAUAGAAAGAAGAAAUAAGACAUCGAAAUCCGGGCGAACCAGAGCAACCUCUGCUCUUCUGCUCUCCUUUAUCCACCCAUCACUGCCUGACAACAUUCAACAAACACCAACACCACCACCCUUUCCAGAGUUGCAGGGUUGGUGGGUCAGGAAGCAUUGAAGGAGGAUAGUAUAGGCUAAGCUUUAACUCACUUACUUUUCAAAAGGGUAGCGAUGCAGACCCCAAAAUCAAGGAAUUCCUUCUCAGAACCACCUCAAAAGGUUUCUCCACGAGUUGCUCGGAAACUUCGUCCCGCUUCUCCGGAAUGUGAUUCUGCUUCCUCAACCCGAACAAACAAUCGAACCAUUAAAGAACGAAGCCCGAAAGUCGUCGAUCGAAAGUCGCCUAGAAGCCCUGCAAGCGAGAAAAAACGUCCAAGCAAGAUUUCCGAGUUGGAAUCUCAGGUUUCUCAGCUGCAAGAGAAUCUAACCAAAGUGAAGGACCAGUUAUGUUUAUCUGAAUCAUGCAAGAAGGAAGUCAAGCAAGAGGCCGAGGAGGCCAAGAAUCAACUAGAAGCCAUGGCCUUAAAGCUUCAAGAGUCACAAGAACAAGUACUUGAGCUAUCUACUUCCAACGAAGCUCAUGUCAUAGAACUACAAGAGAUAUCACUCGAACGAGAUCGAGCUUGGCAAUCCGAGCUUGAGACGAUUCAAGAACAGCAGAAACUCGACUACGCUGCGUUGGCUACUGCAGUGAAUGAGAUUCAUCAGCAGAAGAUCCACCUUGAGAUGGUAGCUCAAUCCAAAACAAAAAAGAUCAAACUUACGGACUCCGAAAAUAACGAACUUGAUAGCUUGAGAAUUCACCUUGCAGAUGCUCUUUGUGUUGUGGAAAGAAUGAAAAACGAGCUUGAAAGUUGUCGAGAAUCCGAAGCUCAAGCUCGGUUACUUGCUAAUGAAACUCUAGCACAACUAGAAGACGCCAAAAAACGAGUCGAGGAGCUUAGAUACGACGGUAUGGAAGCAAUGAAGGGAUACCAUUCCAUUGCUUCAGAGCUGGAUGAAUCAAAGGCACGGAUUAGCGUGUUAGAAGAACUCGUUAGUAAACUCAAAACCGACGUUGCGAAUCCAGCAGUCGAAAACGAGAAAAAGGGAGAUCAUAUUGAUGAACAUUGUUGUCUCAAAUCAGAGAUAGAACAGCUGAAAUCUGCCUUGGAAAUGGCUGAGACAAAAUACCAUGAAGAACAAAUUCAGAAUGCAGUCAAGAUAAGAACAGCUUAUGAACAAGUUGAGCAGAUUAAAACCAACAUGAAUUCUAGGGAGUCUAAUCUAGAGCAGGAGCUGAAAAAAUCAAAGGUCGAUAUUGAUGAGUUAAAGGCCGACUUGAUGGAUAAGGAGACCGAAUUGCAGGCUAUCUCGGAGGAGAACGAGCAGCUGCACGCGAAAAUUCAAAAGAAUCUAUCGAGCCAGAGAGAAUAUGAACUUGAAAGAGAGAUUAAGGAAUUGAAGGAUCAUCUUGCAGUGAUGAAGUCCAAUCUCAUUGACAAGGAUAGACAAUUCCGAAGCAUUUUAGACGAGAACGAUACGCUAAAAUUCGAUAUAAACAAAAGGAUAAUGAUUCGAGCGAAAGCAAGCGAUGGGACUACAGAAGUUGAUAAUGCAACGACUGUCGAACAAGAGGCUCUCACAAGACUUGGCGUUAUGAUGGAGGAGACAGAAAAAAGUAACAAGAGGGCGGCUCGAGUGUCCGAACAGUUGGAGGCUGCACAGGCUGCAAAUGUCGAAAUGGAAACGGAGUUGAGACGGUUGAGGGUGCAGUCAGACCAAUGGAGGAAGGCUGCAGAGGCUGCAGCCGCGAUGCUCUCUGCUGGAAACAAUGGCAAGUUCAUGGACCAAUCGGCGUCGUUGGACAGCAGCUACAACUCGGAUGCUGCAGGAAAAAUGAACAGGAGUUGUGCUGAAAUAGAUGAUGAUUUGCUGAAAAAGAAACAUGGGAAUGUGCUAAAAAAGAUAGGGGUGCUGUGGAAGAAACAACACAAAUGAAAGGGUCAAGGCCAGGGCCAGGGCUUGGCAUGUCUAACUCUGCUUGUGGGGCAGUUUAUUUUGUUUUGCAACUCUUGUACUGUUGAUCUUGAUAUCAUAUGAAGCUCAAGAACACCACCCUAUUCAAAUUUCGGCAACAAUUUAAAGUGACUGCCAAUUUAGCUCGAGCUUAGUUUAACACAAUCUUGAACCGA